Messenger RNA from Pieris brassicae (large cabbage white), 3843 nucleotides. RefSeq names its product neutral ceramidase (gene CDase). The record is from RefSeq and is a predicted model, not a curated record. Bases 356 to 2452 code for a protein of 698 amino acids. Gene Ontology annotation, biological process: ceramide catabolic process; long-chain fatty acid biosynthetic process; sphingosine biosynthetic process. Lineage: Eukaryota; Metazoa; Arthropoda; Insecta; Lepidoptera; Pieridae. The transcript has 15 exons. Gene Ontology annotation, molecular function: N-acylsphingosine amidohydrolase activity. Gene Ontology annotation, cellular component: extracellular region.
CGUACAAUUUGUGUUGUUGCACGCGUCGUUAGUGAGUUCUAUCCAAGUGUUAUGGAUAAACGUAUAUCGUAAAUUUAAUUAAUAUAAUCAUAUUAUCAAUAGUAGGUACCUACUUCAUUAAAGUAAAGUCUAGUUUUUUGAAACAAAAAUAAAAUGUGAAAGUGUUGCUACUCUUACAAUCCAUUGACCGAGAACUUGAAAACAAAAUUGUGUUUUGUUAUUAUACGGUGAUUUAUAAAGGCUGAGGAAUCAAGACCUCCAGCUCACAAGCUCAAAAUGACACCCUGGAUCCGUCCGACACCACCUCAAAAAUUCCCAUGACCCCAAGAUCCAUCCAUGAAUAGAUCUCGCUAACAUGCCAAUAAUAAAUGUGACGAUGCAUCUGAAGCUCUUUUGUACGUUCGUGUGCGUUGGCCUCGCACAUUCGCUACGUGUUGGUGUGGGUAUUGCUGACGUCACGGGCCCACCUGCAGAAAUUGGUUUUAUGGGUUACGCGAACUUCGAGCAGAUCGGGCAUGGAAUACAUUUACGUCAGUUCUCGCGAGCGUUUGUGCUCGAAGAUGAAGAGGAGCAUCGUUUCGUGUUCGUCUCCGUGGAUGCAGCUAUGAUGGGACAUGGUGUACGACGAGAGGUGUUAAAACGCCUGCAAAAGCGUUACGGUGACGUGUACAGUGAAAAGAAUGUGAUCAUAAGCGGGACUCACACUCACUCCACUCCAGGUGGCUUCCUUCUGGAUUUCCUCUUCGAUUUGUCUAUCCUUGGCUUCGUGAAAGAGACAUACGCCGCCUAUAUAACUGGUAUACUUAAGAGUAUAAUAAUAGCACACAAUAGAUUGACACCAGCUAGAAUGGAAUACGGUGAGACAGAACUGCUGGAAGCCAACAUCAAUCGCUCACCUUCAUCAUACCUUCGAAAUCCACCUGAAGAAAGGGCAAAGUACGAAUACGACGUGGACAAAACGUUAGCUCAGAUCCGCUUCCUCACACCGAGUAAUGACAUCCUGGGGGUGAUUAACUGGUUCGCAGUUCACCCCACCAGCAUGAAUAACACCAACAAGCUGAUAUCAUCAGAUAAUGUGGGAUAUGCGUCGAUUCUUAUGGAGAAAGCUCUAAACGGCAAUGAAACUUUGCCAGGCAAGGGUCGUAUAGUAUGUGCGUUCGCCUCGACCAAUCUGGGCGACGUCUCCCCAAACACCCGAGGUCCCAAGUGUGAAUUUUCUGGUCUUCCGUGCGAUCAGGAGAAGUUGUUGUGUAAAGGGCACAAAGAGAGAUGCUUCGCUUCCGGGCCAGGGAGAGAUAUGUUCGAGAGCACCAAGAUCAUCGCCACGAAACUCUUUGACACGGCUAUGAGAGUUUUACGUCAACUCGGCGAAGACUUAACUGGAUCGAUAGGUGUGGUCCAUCAAUUCGUGGAUAUGCCCAAGCAAGCCGUAUCUCCCUAUGAUCCUAUUACGCAGACUUUUAAUGCGAGUGAAAAGGUAUCUGGUUGCAUACCCUCUAUGGGGUAUAGUUUCGCUGCUGGGACCACAGAUGGCCCCGGUGCUUUCGAUUUCAAACAAGGGACGACUUCCUCUAACCCCCUUUGGAACGCCGUACGGGAUUUCCUCGCUGAGCCUACUCAAGAAGACAUUGACUGUCACGCGCCUAAACCAAUAUUGUUGGCCACUGGGAGGAUGAAAUUCCCAUACGAAUGGCAACCUCGCGUUGUAUCGUGUACAGUGGCCCGAGUUGGGGGCUUGGUACUCGCAGCCGUGCCUGGUGAAUUCACUACGAUGUCUGGUCGGCGCUUGCGCAGCGUGGUCCAAAAGGCGUCAAACGCUAAACGGGUCGUUUUGGCUGGAUUAUCGAAUAUCUAUUCGGAUUAUGUUGCUACACCUGAAGAGUAUCAGGCUCAGAGGUAUGAAGCUGCGUCGACAAUCUUCGGCCCUCACACCCUCGACAUUUACCUCAACAAGUAUGUUGAACUCACCGAUGCACUGGUUAAGGGUACACCAGUAGACAACGGCCCAGAGCCUCCAGAUUUCAGCGAACACUUGAUCACCCUCGUCCCACCGGUGCUGUGGGAUGCCGCCCCUUGGGGUCACGAGUUCGGAGAUUGUGUAGAACAGCCCCAGCAUUCUUAUAGCUGGAUGGAUACCGUUACUGCUAAAUUUGUAUCAGGUCACCCGCGUAACAGCAUUCGUCACGGGCGCUGGUACUCCACGGUCGAGAGACUGGAGUCGGAACAGGAUGACGCCUGGAGUGUUGUGGCCACCGAUGCCGAUUGGGAGACCAAAUUCACUUGGAUCCGUAACUCAAAGAUCCUGGGGACCAGCCACGCUCAGAUAGACUGGGAGAUCCCCGAGAGGACCCCACGGGGUACAUACCGCCUCCACCACUACGGGAGCUAUAAAUACAUAUUGGGAGGCAUUUAUCCCUAUCACGGGUUUUCGAACAGCUUUGAAGUAACAUAAUUUAUAGAAAUAACAUUAUUUUUAUAUAGGAGAAGAAUAUUAUGGCUAUUGUAAUAGACUUUUGCAUACAAAAAUAUCGCGUGAUAGAAUUUUGUGUCUUAGAGAUCAAUGUUUUUGUCAUCUGCUGGGCUACUCUAUAUCUGAUGCCAUUACUGCUGAAGUCCAAUUAUUACAUAUUUUAUAAAUAACUAGCGGAUCCAACCGAAGUCCUGCAUGAAUGUAUUAACCGACUGCAGUCGACUGAUUUGUGAAUCUAAACCAUCCAGGACGGCCCAGCCGUUUAAGAGGAGUUCAGUGACAUACACACUUACAGAAUAUAUUAUAUAAAGAUAAAUAUUUUGAUGUAUUUCUUUUCAAUAUUACUUUUUAUAGGAUUGUGCCAAAAUCUUAAUUUAUAUAUAAUAUAUGUAUAAUACUAAAGUAAUAAUGUUUGCUCAAAAUAGUCCAAGCAGGAGUUUCCACGAUUUUUAUAUAUAUACGUGAUAUAAAUAUAACUCUAGUCUAAAUGUAAUUUAAAUCCAACAUUUUUAUACCGCAGGUCGGUUAAGGAUAGAGGGACAAAGAAUACUAAAACAUAUUAAAUGUCGUGUUUUUCUAGAGUUGAGAGUCGAGACUUAGCCGUAAGUAGCUAGAUUUUGACAUACGGAAGUCAGGACCGUAGAGGUCUGACGGCUUCAGGCAACAAAGGAGUGGAGGCCCCCAAAUUAUUUUCCAAAUAUAAUGAACAAAUUUUAAGUCGAGUUUGUCAAUCAAUAAUGUAUUUUGUAACUGAUUACUAGUGGUUGUCCUACUAUCAGGUCCUGACGGAAGUCAUAACUCAUACUUAGCGCAGUCAAGAUCUUACCCAUAAUGUAUCGAUACCAAAUUAGUUGUAAAAUGGUUCGGAAUAAAACGCGAUUAUUUAUUACCUUUAUAUAUAUAUGCACUAUGUAUAUAUUGUCUUUGAUACUAAAACCAUAAUACUCUUGUCUCUUUCUAACAAAUUGUUAAUACACUGUGAUGAAAAGAGACGGUCUACUCAAAUAUGUUAAAAUUAAAAACCUAAAUUGAACUCUCUCUUUAAACUAUAAUAGUUUUGUCUCUUUCUGCCAAACAGCGUUUACAUUGUGAUGAAAGGAGACAGUUGAACACUAGAGUUAAAGAAAAAGAGUUGAAUUCUUUUUAUGACUAAGGGGGUUAUAUGUGUAUAGAAUAUAUUUUUGUCACCUUAGUAAUGGAGGACUCGGACGCCUAAUCAAUUGAUUUAAUACAUAUAAUUUAGACGUUCGAUAAGAGAAGAAAUUGUGCUCACACCGUGCCAUUUAAGGGCAUUUUUUAAAUUAAGAAUUUCACUUGCCUUUUGUGUUAUAUAAUGUUAUUAAUACCAGAAAUGUAUAAAAUAAAGAAUAAUA